This is a messenger RNA of Halichondria panicea, 1537 nucleotides long. Its product is annotated as TNF receptor-associated factor 6-like. Gene Ontology annotation, cellular component: cytoplasmic side of plasma membrane. The record is from RefSeq and is a predicted model, not a curated record. Gene Ontology annotation, biological process: protein K63-linked ubiquitination; tumor necrosis factor-mediated signaling pathway. The transcript is spliced from 2 exons. Bases 52 to 987 code for a protein of 311 amino acids. Gene Ontology annotation, molecular function: tumor necrosis factor receptor binding; zinc ion binding. NCBI's taxonomy places the organism in Eukaryota, Metazoa, Porifera, Demospongiae, Suberitida, Halichondriidae.
UCAAGAAGUUAAACCAUGUGCUCACUGCACUGCUAGCACUUUAUACCAGUCAUGGCCUCUGAUUCUAUACAUGUAACCUCAAGGUUUCGACGGCCUGGAAUCAAGGCUACUGAUUCUAGUUCUAAGUCCAGUUCUGGAGGCUAUGACUACAAGUUUGUGGAGGAGCCCUCUGAUGACCUCAAGUGUCUGAUUUGCCUGUGUGUGGCCAGGGACCCUCAACAACAUGGGGACGGGGGCUGUGGGAAAAUCUACUGUAGAAGCUGUAUCGACCAGUAUAAGAUGAAUGAUGACAAGUGCCCAAACUGUCGAAAAGUUAUGACUACCUUCAAAGAUGAAAGGAGCAAUAGGGACAUCCAGUCAUUGAGAGUUAAAUGCAUCAAUCUUAAGGAUGGCUGUCAGUGGGUGGGUGAGCUACGACAUGUGGACGAGCAUCUCAAGACAUGUGACUAUGUCAAGCUGCCCUGCCCUAAUGAAUGUACGUGCAAGGGACGUGGAGUCUUUGAAAAAGCAACACAAUUGUUUCGUAAAGACCUCCAAAAGCACCUUGAGGACAGGUGUCCACGUCGUCAGUACAGCUGUCCCCACUGCCAGAAGAAUGGUAAAUACAAACAUAUCACUGGAGAUCAUACUGAGGACUGUCCCAAGAUGAUCAUUGAGUGUUCCAAUGCUUUUCACUGCAAGACAACGUUUCCAAGAGAAAAUGAACGCGCCCAUCUCUCCACCUGCCAGUAUCAGAACGUAGCCUGCAAAUACAGUGAGUUUGGGUGUAAAAAGAGGCCAUUUCGAAAAGAUCUCCAAGAACACGAGAACGACGACAAUGCACACCUCCGUAUUGCCAUGCCAACGAUGCUGAUGACAACGAUGCUGACGCUAAAAAAACAAUGCAUGCUAAAUACACAGUUACAUUGUUCUAACAUGAAGGAUCAGCUAGGCCUUAUUGAGAUAUUCAAGAUGCCCUCUUUUAAAGAAAAAAAAAGAAAACAAUAACGAAUUUUUCAGCAAUCCAUUCUAUACCCACCCCAGAGGAUACAAAAUGGUUAUCAACAUUGAUGCAAAUGGCUACGAUGAGUACGAAGGCACUGAUGUCUCAGUGUGGGUUUAUCUAAUGAGGGGAGAAUACGAUGAUCAACUCGAGUUCCCAUUCAAAGGCACUAUCAAGUUUGAGCUACUCAAUCAGCUGGAAGACAAGAACCAUCACUGUGAGUCAUACACACAUGAUGGCACACAAAAGAGUAGCAAGAGAGUAAUUGAUGGAGAGAUGUCUAGCCGAGCAAGUGGUGUGGAUGCAUUCAUCCCUCACGAAGAUCUAGAACACAAUGCCACCAAGAACUGUCAGUACCUCCAGGAUGACUGUCUAGUGUUUCGAAUCUCCAUUGAUGUACCAUCCUACAAGCCAUGGCUACAAUGCACCAACACUAACUAGCUAGCUAAUAAAUGCACACUAUAUACUAGUAUAAGAGUACCUAUCUAGUUUGUUUGAAGGCUGAAUACAGAUAACGUGUAUCUCACAGUUGAAUUUUUUGUGCGUAAUAGUGAU